UCACACGCAUCGAUACGGGCCAAGAGUCAUUUGAGAAGAACGCUUACAGCAUCGCGUGCUACGAUGGCCAGUCGGAUCUCUCGUGGACACUCAUGGAGGGAGCGGACGAAACACCAAUAGAGCUGCAUCCGUUCACGAAGAGCCAGCGAUCGCUUUGGUGGAUCAUCCCGCGAUCUCAGCCCGAGGUCUCGUCGGAGAUAUCAAAGCCAGCUCCUCCUCAUGAUCGAUCAACAUCACAGUCAUUAAGGACUGGUGCACAGGAAACGGUUGCGAAUAAUGCUAAUGGUAUUUCUGAAUGGACGCGCCAACCACAAUCUACAGCGCUGCAGUCCACCAGGGCAGUGACACCGAAACCGGUGGAACAAACCGUAGCACCUGCCCAGGACCAUCAGAUAGCUGGAACUGGCAUGUGCAUACCUCAUGACCCGAAGACGACAAAGACGACGAAGGCGUACGAGGACGUCAGCGUGCUCUCGCAGACGAUCCGGAACGUCAGAGCCAAUUGCCUCAGGAUCGCGCGUGAUGUCAUCGCAUUCGAUAGUGCGGAGAUCAGGAACACAGGCGGCGCGGUUAUCCAGUUAGGAAAGGAAUGGCAACAGUAUAUGAAGGUCUUCGAUGAUGCGGUUCAGUACAGCCAAGCGCAGGCGGUUCAGGUUCUUGUCAUAAUGCGAAACAUGAGUUCGGUUUUCGGUGAGGUCGAGCAAGGUGACCGAAACGAUCUGCGCCUGGAGCUGGAGAGUUUCAUUUCGCAGAUGAAGGACAAGCAGGAUGACGUCGCCGGGGUGGUCAUGAGAUUCAAUGAACUCGAUGGGAUUUCCUCCAUGGUCCGUCGAGUAGUGCAGAACUUCCUAGAUGGGGAUAUAGGCAAUCCGUGCCAGAACAUCAGUUCAAACGCAAGUCGCUAUGAAGGUCGGAUUCGUCGCCACGAAAUGAAGAAGUUCCGUCAGGAUUUGGGAGAAACGAAGGCCGCCAUCGCCGACAUUUCUUUCAAGACGAAUUUCAUCGUCAAUAUUUGGCAGACGAUCAACUCGGAUAUGCGUGCGAUUUAUACUAACGUGCGUCCUAAAUCCGAGGGCAAUCAUAUGUUCACGAAGCUUGUCGUCAAGAAGCUCAGCGACGCAAAUAAUCACCUCGUAUGGUUCCUUGAAACUUACGUUGAGCAGGUUCGGGCAGUGGAUAUGGAGUGAUACGCCGUCGGCAUCACUGCAUGCAGUCGGAUUGAACCUGAGUAGUCUAUAUUUACUG
Molecule: messenger RNA, 1245 nt
Organism: Laetiporus sulphureus 93-53
Lineage: Eukaryota; Fungi; Basidiomycota; Agaricomycetes; Polyporales; Laetiporaceae
Exons: 12
Coding region: 93-1187 (364 amino acids)
Source: RefSeq, a predicted model, not a curated record